Molecule: messenger RNA, 939 nt
Organism: Symbiodinium sp. CCMP2592
Lineage: Eukaryota; Dinophyceae; Suessiales; Symbiodiniaceae
Source: the annotation of a GenBank genome assembly
AUGGCGACCAUGCCGACUAAGGACAAAGCAGUGGUGGCAGUGGUGGCAACGCCGCAAGCAGCGACCCCGCCACCUUCGCCAGACGGCUUCAGCGGCGUUUGCAAAGCUGGAAGCAAAGGCGCUGAGUCAAGACCUGCUGCAGCACCGAAGGCAACGGCAUCAGCACAGCGCGCGCAGAGAGCGCAGGGCAGGUUGAAGCAUGUCAUCUCCAAGAUCCACGUCUUCAAGCAGCUGGAGCUGGGUGCGGAUGCGCCUCAGGCGCUGUCGGAGCACGGGCAGAUGCACCGGCUGAAGAUGUUGAACGCAUCGCAGGUCACCGACCAGGAGAGCAAUGGCACAGUGGCUCCGUGUGCUGCAGGAACACAGGGCUCGUUUUGGACAUCAUGUGCUUUGGGAGGACCCGGGCGUAUGGGGCGGCUGAACAGCCUGAACAGCUUCUUUUCGAGCUUAAAGGUGUCCGCCGAGCAGCUGACCAUCAUCGCGAAGGGCAAUGUGGGGGCCUGCCGAUACCUCCUGGAGCACGAAGGCCUGCUACAGUAUUUCGAGAAGGUCUUUUGGAUGUUAGGGCAGUUCUACGGCGAGUCCGACUUCGAUCUUGACAACCCGGAGCCCUCGUCGCUGGAGGGCGGCUCUGACUACGAGCUGUGUGGGUCCAAGGUGGAUCUCAUUGGCAGCUUGAUGUCUCGGCAGUCCGUGGCUGUGGACGUAGCGGGCUCUGUCGAGGACGCCCGCCACCUUCGCCAGACGGCUUCAGCCGCGUUUGCAAAGCUGGAAGAAAAGGCGCAUCGCCGGGCCUUAAGGGCCCUCUGCAAUCUGCACCGCCUGCAGGCUUCAGUGGCGUGUUCAAGUCAGGCCCGCUUGAGCCAGCUGCAAGACCCGCUGCAACACCGAAGGCAACGGCAUCAGCACAGCGCGCGCAGAGAGCGCAGGGCAGGUUGA